Messenger RNA from Quercus lobata, 2022 nucleotides. Its product is annotated as G-type lectin S-receptor-like serine/threonine-protein kinase At1g67520. Lineage: Eukaryota; Viridiplantae; Streptophyta; Magnoliopsida; Fagales; Fagaceae. Gene Ontology annotation, molecular function: ATP binding; protein serine/threonine kinase activity. The coding region runs from base 1 to 2022 and encodes 673 amino acids. The transcript has 7 exons. Gene Ontology annotation, biological process: protein phosphorylation. The record is from RefSeq and is a predicted model, not a curated record. Gene Ontology annotation, cellular component: plasma membrane.
AUGGCGAGCAAAGCACGAAACCUUUUCCUUGUGUUUUCCUGUUUGCUACCUUUGUUGGGUCCAUCUUAUUCGAAGCUAGCUGAUAAAUUAGUCCAUGGGAAAGAGCUCAAAGACGGGGAUGAACUAGUUUCAGCUAAUGAAAACUUUAUAAUACGAUUCUUCCAGCUUGCAGGAAUAGCUUACCUAGGAAUAUGGUACAACAGAAACAAUGAGAAGCCAGUUUGGGAUGCUAAUCGAAGCACUCCAAUUGCUGACAAAUGUAGUGUUCUUACUAUAGAUGAUUAUGGGAACUUGAGAAUUUCAUACAUAGGGUAUCAGUCUAAGAUACUAUGUUCAGUUCAAGGUGAAAGUAAUAAUAGUGCUAUUCUAUUGGAUGUUGGCAAUUUUGUACUGUACGAAGGGAAUUCAGAAGGGUCUGUGAAGCGAGAUUUGCGGCCAAACACUACUGACGCACAUGUACCAGGAAUGAAAGUUGGAGAAAACAAUAGAACAGGACGUUCUUGGCCUACAACACCGAAGAGAAACCGUGAUUUCCCUGACUUAGGAUCCUUUACCCUUAACAAUAGUAACCAACUGGUCAUCUUGUGGCGAGGUAACUUCCAUUGUAGUACUGGGCCUUGGUUCAAUGGGCGUUCCAACUCGUCAUCAUAUGGUUUAUCAAACCAAAAGUAUUUUAAUUUUGGCUUCAUUUCAAAUGAGAAUAAGACAUACUUCAGUGAGAACAAUUGUUCCUGGGUUGACUUUGGAUAUGCAUUUGACACUCGCGCCGGCACGGGUGAGAUUUGGCGCAGAGAUACAAGUUUUAGAAGUAAUCGUUCAGAUGGUUUGCGAGAGUUAUGCGUCCCUGAAUCCAAAGCAAGCAGGUGGUGGAUAUGGCUAAUCGUUGAGGAAGUUGGAACUAUUAUAACCCUGUUUUGCAUCGUUAUAUUAUGGAAAAUAUACAAAGCAAAAGGGAAGAAAAAGAUGAAACAAAAUAUGCUAGUACAAGAAUUUGGACAUGCAAUGACUUCGACUGAUUUGAAAAUCUUUAGCUUUGAAAGCAUCACAGUUGCUACAAACAAUUUCUCAACUGAAAAUAGGCUAGGAAUGGGUGGUUUUGGACCAGUUUAUAAGGGAAAAUUGGUCAAUGAGCAAGAAAUUGCCAUAAAAAGACUUUCCAGAAAUUCUCGACAAGGUUUGAUGGAACUCAAAAAUGAAGUUAUACUCAUCGCCAAACUCCAGCACACUAAUCUCGUGACACUUUUAGGGUUUUGUAUUCAAGAAGAAGAAAAAAUAUUAAUUUAUGAAUACAUGGCCAACAAAAGUUUAGAUUUCUUCCUUUUUGACUCUACAAAAAGGAGAUAUUUAAAUUGGAAGAAGCGCAUCAACAUUAUUGAAGGCAUUGCUCAAGCGCUUGUUUAUCUUCAUAAAUAUUCAAAGCUUAAAGUAAUUCAUCGGGACUUAAAAGCAAGUAACAUUUUACUUGAUGAUGACAUGAAUCCAAAAAUAUCUGAUUUUGGCCUAGCUAUAAAAUUUGGUUUAAAGGAAUCAGAACAAAGGACAAAUCGACCUAUUGGAACUUUUGGCUAUAUGGCUCCGGAAUACGCUAUGAAUGGUAUUAUUUCAACAAAAGUUGAUGUAUUCAGUUAUGGAGUCCUACUAGUAGAAAUUUUGACUGGCAAGAAGAAUAACAAUCUCUAUGAUUCAGAUCACCCACUCAAUCUUAUAGGGCAUGCAUGGCAAUUGUGGAAUGAAGGUAGAGGUAUAGAGCUAAUUGACAUAACAUUGAAUGAAUCAUGCUCUUCAAAUGAAGCAUUGAGAUGCAUUCAUAUUGGUCUCUUGUGUGUACAAGAAAAUGCAGCAGAUAGACCCGCCAUGCAAGAUGUUAUUUGCAUGCUUUUCAAUGAAACCAUCCAACUACCUACCCCUAAACAACCAGCAUUUUUCAUGAAGACAGUCGUAGAAGAGCCAAUGGUAGCCAAAAUGAAGAAGGAAAGCUUUUCCAUCAAUGACGUUACAAUUUCAGGGAUGGAUCCUAGAUAA